GUGCUGUUGUUGUUUAUUUUAAUCCUUCGGACUUUCGUGUGCGUGUGUGGUUGUAAGAAGUCACGGACAGCUUCAAGGUGUGGGUUUUAUUGUUGUGCUUUUUCGGCUGUGUUUGAAACAGAUCAAUCGCGUCAAAGCACAAAGAGCCAAGACGUAGAAAAACAUAAGCUGGGAGUUGUUUUCGCUUUUCGUCGUUGUCACAGUCGGUCGGUAGUGCUUAGAAUUCGAGAGGCAGCGUAGCAGCAGCAGCAGCAGCAGCGCAAUAUUUUCACUAAAAGAAGCGAACGCGAACGGAACGAAUCGGUGCAAAUCAGUGAUCAAAAUUGUGAAGGGGUAAACACAAAAGCAAACCACCUAUACUAUGGCCAUCAGUCUUAGUUUGGAGGAUGGUGCCCCGGAGAACUUCAGGACAUCGAUUUUAAACGAUGAGUACGGUUUGCACCUGAGCGUUUGUACCGUUCAGUGUCCACUAUGCAGAAACCAGAAGCUUCACUUCCAUUGCGAAAGAUGCGUUCGCAAUGGAGAAUUUAUGCACUCGACGCACCAUAUCAUGGAGAGAUUCUCCGAGAAACGUCAUCGCCAAAAGAAUCUCAUGGCCGCAAUUGGCACACUGGAGAGCAAAAUCGAACCGCUUAUAAUGCGCCGGAAGCUCAACUGCCAGCUGCGGGAGGAGAUAAAGCAAACUUCGGAACGGAUUUCCUAUGUUCGGUGUUUGAUGGCCGAAAAGCGGGACAACCUAAGCCGUUUGCAGGCGCUCAAAAAGGAGCUGCACGAGUCGAAUCGACUCCUGCGGAUGAAGCUGCCCCGCUGCGAUGUUAAGGUGAAAACGAUGGGCGGAUAUGUGAGUGCGAAGCUGGAGGAAAGUGAAAGGCGACGAGCUCAGCUGACGGAGUUGCAGGAAAAGCUGAAACAACUCAAGCGGGAUAGUGUCGAGAAGUUGGUUAAAUAUAUCUUUCCGAUUUCACGCGCCAUCAGCAACAAAAGUAGCUUAUCGAGUAGCGACGGGGAGACCAAGAAUACGAUAAUCGAAAUAUCGGAAGCAAGCAGGACGGCCUACGUGCGGGGGAAAUGGAUUCUCCAGGAUAGUUUCGGCGAGGUUCAGCACAUCAUUGUGGCUCCCACGUUGCCGGGUAAUGGUAAUUACUCCAUGUACCAUGACUGGGGCAUUAUGAGGGCUGCUUCGGAUGCCAAUUUCAAUGGGAAGAGUGGCGACGACGCAAUUAAGUUGGUGGGAAGCCGGAAUCCUGCGCAUAUAAUUGCAGCUGCUUUGACCUACACUACUCAGCUAGUUCAGAUCAUUUCAUUCUAUCUGGAUGUUCGCACACCUUACAAGUUAUCGUACAGUGACUUCUGUACAACUGCUCUCUCCGAAACACAGUUCAAUAGGAAGGUUGCACGCCUGAAUGCAAAUAUUUUGUACCUGUGUUACACACAAGGCUGUCGCCUGGGCGAAGCGCGGCCGACACAAACCCUCAAAAAUAUCCUGCGGUUGUUAAAUCCGUCGCAGUCUGAUCUUGGUCGGUUUGGACCAACGGACAGAAAUUUUUGUCUGAACGAAUUGGCAGAGUCCGUCUUGACGCAGCAUUUGGGAGGAGGAGGAGACGAUUCAGACUCGGAUGAUGAACUAAACAUUCGCCAGGAGUGGGAAUCCAUUCCCAGCAAUCUCCCGCAAGCAUCGGAAACCAACGCAAUGCUACUGGCUGGGCCGGGUAGCGGCGGGGGUUACAUUGCCUACGGCAAUACCUAUCAUUACCAUCAACCACAGCACCAGGUCACCACGACCAGUCUGGUGACAAGUGCGGUCGCCUCGGUGACUUCGUUCUGGAAGGGCUGGACCGGAAAAUAAAGGCAGAGCGACCGAGCAAUACCAAGACGAUACCAAGAAGCUGCGCUUUUUCUUUCGACAAGAUUAUUUGCUAAAACACGUAUGAAAUGUGAUAUGUAAGCUGAUACUAGAGGAGCGUUUGGAAUAUUGAUGGAGGUACACUCCCUUCCCAAAAGCCAGGUAAAUCUGUGUGAAAUGUUAGCUGUUGUCAGCUAUAGAUGUUUUAUUUUUUAAGAAUCGUAGAUGUUAAUAGAAAGCCGUCUAGACUGCAUUUUUUCAAAGCUAAAUCUGCGCAAA
Molecule: messenger RNA, 2122 nt
Organism: Toxorhynchites rutilus septentrionalis
Lineage: Eukaryota; Metazoa; Arthropoda; Insecta; Diptera; Culicidae
Gene: Atg14
Product: beclin 1-associated autophagy-related key regulator
Exons: 3
Coding region: 362-1846 (494 amino acids)
Biological process (GO): mitophagy; autophagosome assembly; cellular response to starvation
Cellular component (GO): mitochondria-associated endoplasmic reticulum membrane contact site; extrinsic component of phagophore assembly site membrane; extrinsic component of omegasome membrane
Source: RefSeq, a predicted model, not a curated record